Setaria italica (foxtail millet) is the source of this 2225-nucleotide messenger RNA. RefSeq lists its product as uncharacterized. Lineage: Eukaryota; Viridiplantae; Streptophyta; Magnoliopsida; Poales; Poaceae. Gene Ontology annotation, molecular function: cyclase activity. The transcript has 2 exons. The coding region runs from base 367 to 2070 and encodes 567 amino acids. The record is from RefSeq and is a predicted model, not a curated record. Gene Ontology annotation, biological process: sesquiterpene biosynthetic process.
AGCUCCCCCUCUGAACAGGAAGAGAGACUUCCCUUGCGGCCAAGAACCGGAGCUCAUACCGCGACCGCCGAGGCACGGGAGCAGUCGCGUCGAUCUCGCUCCGGGACCCGAUCCCUACGUAUAAGCCGCGGUUCAGAGGUCGCGGAGGGCGGUGGUUUUGCCAAGACUCCAGAGCCAAGACGACUCUGUUUUGAUUCAGCUGUGAAGAACUGCGGUACAAGGGAAAGUUCCUGCGUGCGACUUCGGGACAUGGUGCUGCGGAUACUCGUAGGGAGGCGUUGAGCUCAGAUACCAUAUACGACAUCAUGUUCUGAAGUCUCGUUCAGGUGCUGCUACUAUCUGGCAGGGGAUCGGAGUUCGUCGGAGAUGUCUCCGAACACGAAUUGCAGCUUCGACGACGGGCACGAGAUCAUCGAGGUCGCCGGCGAGCCGUCGGGGACAAUGCGGCUGAUGGACUUCAUCCCCAUCGACAUCUACAUCCCGUCCGUGGAGCGGGGCGCGCUCAGCAAGAGCCGGCGCAAGCGGCGGUUCCUUGACUUCCUCCGCGCCCACCCGUCCAAGGACUGGUUCCUCAGCUCCACCUUCGUCGGCCGCCUCCGCCGCAGGGGCCACCAGGCGUCGCCGGGGGGAACAGACCCCGAGGACAGCGACAGCGGCGGCCGCCGGCGGAGGCGGUUCCGCGUGCCGUUCGUGCGGAAGAUCAAGUGGGGCAAGCUGUGGAGCUACGCGGUGAGCUGGUGCAAGAAGCCCGAGAACUUCGCGAUGAUCAUUUGGCUUGCGUUCGUCGCCGCCGGUCUGCUGCUGCUGUUCAUGCUCAUGACCGGCAUGCUCGACGAGGCCAUCCCCGACGACGAGCGGCGCAAGAAGUGGACGGAGGUGAUCAACCAGAUCCUGAACGCGCUCUUCACCAUCAUGUGCCUGUACCAGCACCCCAAGAUCUUCCACCACCUGGUGCUGCUCCUCAGGUGGCGCCCCGGCCCCGGCGGCGACCGCGAGGAGGCCCGGAAGGUGUACUGCAAGGACGGCGCCGCGCGCCCGCACGACCGCGCGCACAUGCUCGUCGUGGUGCUCCUGCUGCACGUCACCUGCUUCGCCCAGUACUACUGCUGCGCCCUGUUCUGGAGCUACGCGCGCAAGGAACGCCCGGACUGGGCGCUCAACAUCGGCUACGGCCUCGGCACGGGGUGCCCGGUCGUCGCCGGGCUCUACACGGCGUACAGCCCGCUGGGACGGAAGAAGGCCGACGAGCCCGACACGGAGUCGUCGUCGUCGUCCGAAGCGGCUCGGGAGCAGGGUGACCGGACCGAGAACGACGGCGUUGGCGGCCAGGACGUGGAGAUCAAGGUGUACAACCGGCGCGUGGUGGUGAGCAGCCCGGAGUGGAGCGGCGGGCUGUUCGACUGCUGCGACGACGGGACGGUGUGCGCGCUGUCGGCGACGUGCACGUUCUGCGUGUUCGGGUGGAACAUGGAGCGCCUCGGGUUCGGCAACAUGUACGUGCACGCCUUCACCUUCAUCCUCCUGUUCGUGGCGCCGUUCCUCAUCUUCAGCGUGACGGCGCUGAACAUCCACGACGAUGACAUCCGCGACACGGUGGUGGCCGUGGGCGUGCUCCUGGGCCUCUGCGGCUUCCUCUACGGCGGCUUCUGGCGGUCCCAGAUGCGGAAGCGCUACAAGCUCCCGGGAGGGCGUUCAUGGUGGUGGUGCGGCAGCGCGGCGGUGGGCGACUGCGCCAGGUGGCUCUUCUGCUGGAGCUGCGCGCUGGCGCAGGAGGUGCGGACGGCCAACUUCUACGACGUGGAGGACGACCGGUUCGUGGCCGUCAUGGGCGCGCGCAACGGGGAAGGGCGCCCCGUGCUCGUGCCGCUGCCGCGGGAGGCGUCCACCACGACGCACAUCCGGAGCAUGUCGUGCCCGCCCAAGCUCGACAACGCGGUGAACGGUGGCGGAGGGGUGACGAGCCCGCUCGGGGUGGAGAUGGCAGCCGUCGCCGCCAUGGAGAGGUCUGCCACGUACCACCCCAUGAGGCCGCCGGCGCCUCCCCUGAUACAAAUGGACCGAGAAGAGUAGUAGUAGUAGGACUGUAGGCGUCUACUUCUCCUACCUCGUGUUCAGAAACUACACACACAUGUGUGUAGUUGUGUGCUAGUGUAAAGAAAUUCGUCGAGCUGCUCUGUGUUGUACGACUGUAUGAUAUAUACGGAUUUGUUUGUGUGAAGAAAAGA